Messenger RNA from Megalops cyprinoides (Indo-Pacific tarpon), 2436 nucleotides. Its product is annotated as cytochrome P450 2J2-like. Lineage: Eukaryota; Metazoa; Chordata; Actinopteri; Elopiformes; Megalopidae. The transcript has 9 exons. The coding region runs from base 135 to 1619 and encodes 494 amino acids. Gene Ontology annotation, molecular function: iron ion binding; heme binding; oxidoreductase activity, acting on paired donors, with incorporation or reduction of molecular oxygen, reduced flavin or flavoprotein as one donor, and incorporation of one atom of oxygen. The record is from RefSeq and is a predicted model, not a curated record. Gene Ontology annotation, biological process: xenobiotic metabolic process. Gene Ontology annotation, cellular component: intracellular membrane-bounded organelle; cytoplasm.
CCCUUUGUUUAAUAUCCCAAAGCCACUUUAGUUGAGCAUGAACAGACAUGAACUUUGCCGUACAGCAAUCAGAGGACAUCGCCCAUAUAUAGCGUAGGGCAGAUCUGUGCUCUCAGCACUGAAAACCUUCUGCUAUGAUUUUGCAUACAUUGCUGGAGUGGCUGGACAUUAAGGGCUUCCUGCUCUUUCUCUUUUUGUUCCUGCUUCUGGCUGAUAUUCUGAAGAAUAAAAAUCCACCUAAUUUCCCACCGGGACCCUGGCCAUUGCCUUUCCUGGGAAAUGUCUUCACUGGCGUUGAUUACAUGACAAUGGACAAGCUUGCUGAGGAGUAUGGCAAUGUCUUCAGUCUGAGGAGGGGCAGUGAGAAGACAGUGUUUGUAUCCGGUUAUAAAAUGGUGAAGGAAGCUUUGGUGAAUCAGGGAGAAAGCUUUACUGACCGUCCUGUGACUCCUCUUUUUCAUGAAAUCUUUAAGGGUCGUGGCUUGUCUUUGAGCAAUGGCUACAUGUGGCGGAAACAGCAGCAGUUUGCUCUAGCCUUCUUAAAGAACUUUGGAGAGGGCAGAAAGACACUGGAGCUCCACAUUCUGAAGGAGUGUGACUUCCUCUGUGAGGCCAUCAGAGAAGAGCAGGGAGGAGCCUUUGACCCACAUGUAAAGAUAAACAAUGCUGUUGCCAAUAUCAUCGGGUCCCUGGUGUUCGGCCAUCGCUUUGAGUAUGGCGACGUGAAUUUCCAAAAGAUUCUACGCAUGAGCGCUGAAUCCGUCUACUUAACAGGCUCAUAUGGCGCUCAGCUCUACGAUGCCUUCCCGUGGCUCCUAAAGUUUUUCCCUGGCCCUCAUCAAACCGUCAUCUCAAACUACAACAAGCUGGCAGACUUUCUGAGACACAAGAUAGAGGAGCACAGGGAAGACUGGGACCCUCAGUCUGAUCCUCGGGACUACAUUGACUCCUAUUUCCUGGAAAUUGAGAAGAGAAAAAAUGACACAGAGGCCGGAUUCAGUGUUGAGAAUUUGGCAUUUUGCACUGUGGACCUGUUUGAAGGUGGGGCAGAAACUACAACUAACACUAUGCGUUGGGCUCUCCUCUUCAUGAUGAAGUACCCAGAUGUGCAAGAGAAGGUCCAGGCUGAGAUAGACAGGGUAAUUGGACAAUCACGCCAGCCCACCAUGGCAGACAGAGCCAACAUGCCCUACACUGAUGCUGUGCUCCAUGAGACACAGAGGAUGGGAAACAUUGUGCCUCUGAACAUGACCCGGAUCAGCAGCAAAGACACUAUACUGGGAGGAUACUUUCUGCCUAAGGGUACAGUCAUCGUCACUAAUCUCUCCUCUGUGCUGCGUGACAAAAAUGAGUGGGAGACACCUGAAACCUUCAAUCCAGGACAUUUCCUGGAUUCUGAGGGCCGGUUUCGGAGAAGGGAAGCGUUCCUCCCAUUUUCAGCAGGUAGGAGGGCUUGCCUGGGGGAGUAUUUGGCUCGAACGGAGCUGUUCCUGAUCUUUACAUACCUUCUCCAGAAGUUCAUCUUCUCUCCUCCACCUGGAGUUGAGCCCAGCCUGGAAAGUCAGCUUGGGUUCACCCAAUCCCCAAAGCCUUUUAAGAUGUGUGUCUCUAUUCGCUGAUUCCUCACCCUGCAACAGCUACAGAUCCAAUAUAAUUAGUAUGUAAAACCACUAAGAUAACCUGAGAGGGUUCCCGUUUAUACACAGGGGCAGAUGCUAUGGUUUUCUUUCUACAUAAUCAGAAAAAUAAAUGGGUAUUAGAAAAAAGAGGAUUUAUACAGUUAGCUUAGAAUAUUUAAAUUGAGUGGGUGAUCCAGCGCCUGGAACAGUCAUGUCCACGUGCGUGCUGUAUCACACAAUAUGAUAACAUCAAUAAUGUUUGACAGACCUUUCAUACAGAAAACACUAGCUGGCUAGUUAGAUGGGAGACAAGUUACAUAUUCAUUUCUGAUAAAAAAAGAACUAACUGGUCCAAGGGAGAGGGUUUUUCCUUUCUUAUCUCAUAACACAUGCACAUAUUUGCUUUGCACUAACAUUAACAGAGCAAAGAACAUGCCAAUCCUCACAAAGGUCUAGCAGUUCGUAAAUUGUAGCUGUAAAGCUGGUUUAAAAAUAACUGUUAUAAAAUAUUAUGAGUCAUAAAUAAUACUGAGAUGACAAUGUGUUUAAAAUCAGGUGAAAAACUAAAUGGUAUACAUAUGCCAGAGAAUAAAAAAAUGAAUAAAUAAAUUUACCAGUCUGUCUCUGAAUCACAAAGGCCCACAGACAGUUGAAGUCUGAAGAAUUCAUAUGUAGCGGACCAACACGAUUCCCUACCAGACCAUAACCGCAGUCAUGUUCUGUAAUAAACCUUGCAUGGAAUGACAGAUGAAUUCAUGAAUUUAAUCUGAAUGCUGUAUUUAUAAUGUUCUGUAAGUUGCUGUGGAUAAACACAAUA